AUGGUCCGUUUCGCAACGGCCCUUCUGGCCUUGUCUGCCACCGCUUUGGCAACAACCACUUGUAGCUCAAGCAGCCAAUGCCCUGAGGAUACGCCUUGCUGCUCCCAGUAUGGCGAGUGCGGCACUGGCGCUUACUGUUUGGGUGGCUGCGAUAUUCAGGGCUCAUACUCAAUUGAGUCAUGUGCUCCCAUGCCUGUUUGUGAGAGCAAGACCUAUACCUGGGAUAACCUCGACAAUUCUGUCCUCAACACCAAGUACCUGGGCAAUGCCUCUGCCGCCGAUUGGACCUACAGCGGAUACCCUAAGACCGAAAAUGGUUCCCUUCUCAUGACCAUGCCCAAGGAGUCCGUGGGUACUCUUUUCGCCAACAACCACUAUCUCUGGUACGGCAGUGUCUCGGGAAAAAUCAAGUCCAGCCGUGGCAAGGGUGUCGUGACUGCUUUCAUCCUGCUGUCCGAUGUCAAGGAUGAGAUCGACUAUGAGUGGGUCGGUGCUGACCUUACUGGUGUGCAAUCCAACUACUACUGGCAGGGUGUUCUAGACUGGCACAACAGCGCCAAUAUUUCCGUUAGCGGCGAUGACACCUUCGAUGACUGGCACACUUACGAGAUCAAUUGGCAGCCCGACCAGCUGCAAUGGAUCGUUGACGGCAACGUGAUGCGUACCCUGAACAAGGCCGACACCUACAACGAGACCUCCAAGCAGUACCAAUACCCCCAGAGUCCUUCUCGCCUGCAGAUGUCUAUCUGGCCCGCCGGCCAGUCCACUAACGCCCCUGGUACUAUCGCCUGGGCAGGUGGUGAGAUUGACUGGGAUAGUGAGGACAUCCAGAACGAUGGCUAUUACUAUGCUACUAUUGGCCAGAUCGAUGUUCAGUGCGCCGACAUUCCCAGCGGUAUUAGCGUCACUGGCAACAACUCCUACGUCUACACAUCCAGCAGUGGUAUGGAAACCGAUGUUGAGGUCACCUCCAACUCGACUGUUCUCGGUUCCCUGGGUGCCACUGGUCUCGACCCUACCCUUGGCGCCAACAGCACCUCUUCCUCUUCCUCCUCCUCUUCCAGUGCUAGCGACAGUAUCCCCAGUAACUCCAGCGGCUCUGGUGGUUCUGGAAGUGCUGGAGCGCAAGCUGCUAGCAAUUCCACCACUGACUCCAACCCCACAUCCACCUCCAACUCCUUCAGCCAGGGUACCACUACCAGCAACGCUGCCAACCAGAACGACCGUGCUCUGGGUGGUUCAGUCUUUGCUGUCCUGGUUGCUGUGUGUGGAUUGAUGACGUUGUAA
This is a messenger RNA of Penicillium malachiteum, 1287 nucleotides long. It is a transcript of the gene utr2, whose product is annotated as putative cell wall glucanase (Utr2). NCBI's taxonomy places the organism in Eukaryota, Fungi, Ascomycota, Eurotiomycetes, Eurotiales, Aspergillaceae. Gene Ontology annotation, molecular function: chitin binding; hydrolase activity, hydrolyzing O-glycosyl compounds; glycosyltransferase activity. Gene Ontology annotation, cellular component: fungal-type cell wall. The coding region runs from base 1 to 1287 and encodes 428 amino acids. The record is from RefSeq and is a predicted model, not a curated record. Gene Ontology annotation, biological process: carbohydrate metabolic process; fungal-type cell wall organization. The transcript is spliced from 3 exons.